AUGUUUACUUUCAAGUUUGUACCUGGAAAGGACAUUCCUGUAGCAGAUACACUCAGUCGUGCAUUCUUACAUGUUUCAAAUCCAGAAAUACCUGAAUCUGAACUAAAUUGUUUUGUACACAUGAUUAACGAUCAGGGAACAAUUUCCAAGUCGAAAUUGUCCGAGUUUGCUACGGAGACCUCAAAGGAUCCUGAUUUACAGAAAUUAAAGAAUUGUGUACUAAAUGGAUGGCCAGGCAAGGCGAGACAAGUUGAUCCUGCUGUAAGGCCAUAUUACAGUUUUCGAGACGAAAUCACGCUAUAUGAAGACGUCUUGCUUAAAUGUAACAGAAUCAUUGUACCAUCAAGUCUUCGAGAUGAAAUGCGACAAAAGAUCCAGCAUGGUCAUUUUGGAAUAGAAAAGUGUAAAGCUCGUGCCAGAUCAACACUUUAUUGGCCAGGUAUGAUUAGUGAAAUUGUUGAUAUUGUUUCUAAGUGUGAUGCUUGUGUGGAAAACAGAAAUCAUCUGCCGUCUGAAAAACUGAUUCCUCAUGAAGUUCCAUCAACUCCUUGGGAAAAAGUGGGAACUGAUCUGUUUCAGUUAAAGAAUAAAGAUUACCUGAUUGUUGCUGACUAUACAUCGAAGUAUUUCGAAGUAAGUGCUCUUCCAAAUACCCUAGCUUCGACUGUUGUGCAACAUGCCAAAAGUAUAUUUGCUCGAUUUGGUAUACCUAAGACUGUAGUUAGUGACAAUGGUCCUCAAUAUUCUUCGCAUCAAUAUAAAACAUUUUAA
Molecule: messenger RNA, 771 nt
Organism: Paramuricea clavata
Lineage: Eukaryota; Metazoa; Cnidaria; Anthozoa; Malacalcyonacea; Plexauridae
Source: the annotation of a GenBank genome assembly